Macrosteles quadrilineatus (aster leafhopper) is the source of this 4233-nucleotide messenger RNA. Its product is annotated as protein kintoun-like. Gene Ontology annotation, biological process: axonemal dynein complex assembly. Gene Ontology annotation, cellular component: cytoplasm. The transcript has 5 exons. The record is from RefSeq and is a predicted model, not a curated record. The coding region runs from base 370 to 2763 and encodes 797 amino acids. NCBI's taxonomy places the organism in Eukaryota, Metazoa, Arthropoda, Insecta, Hemiptera, Cicadellidae.
CGAACGCGAGCGACAGCGAAGUGAGCUGGCCUAGUUUUUUGUGCUGUGGGUGGUAAUCGGUGCGGUAUCGGCAAAACUUUCUAGUUUCUACCUCUUUUUCGGUCUCACAUUUGUUAUUUAUAAUUUAAACGAACUAUUCUAGAAAAGUGCGUCUAUAUCUAGUAACACAGUUACUCUGUUAAACAGAAAUAAAAUAUUUGUAAAAUUGUUAACAUCCGUACAGUCGGCUCGACGACCACGGACAUUUCUAGAAUCUGAUAGAGGUUAUUCUCGGAAGGGUUGUUAAAACGCAGUUCUUGUUUUCGGUGUUGAAUGUUUUAGUAGCCUAAUUCACUUAUUGAAAUAUAUAAUUGCACGGUAAAUAUCUUUAUGGAAGAUUUACACAAGAAAAAAUGGGAAGAUCUGAAUUUGUCACGGGAUGAAUUAAAAAACAUUGGUGAGGCUCUUCAGAAAGAAGAAUUCAGGAACCUUUUGAUUGAAUACGCAAAAGAGAUAAAUGAUCCAGACAAUAGAAAACAAUAUGAACAAGAAAUCACUCAACUUGAGAAUGAACGAGGUGUUGAUGUCAAGUUCAUCCAUCCCUCAUCUGGGUACGUGGUAAAAACUAGUGUAAAUGGAGAAACUAAAGCCUUUAUUAACAUUUGCUCAAAUGACAAUGUGGGAGAGCCUUCUUCGACCCCAGGGUUUGAUGAAGGACAUCGAGGGCUUAAGUGGUCCAUUCCUUACUGCAUGGCUCCACCUAGAGAAGAUUUGGAUAAGAAAAACAAUUCUUGCUUGGUCUAUGAUGUAGUUUUUCAUUCUAAUACAUUGCAUCUUGCUAAGAACAAUGAGGCAUUUAAGAAUCUAGUCAAUAAUACUGCUCUUGAUGCAGUGGAAGAUAGUUUUCAUGUUUCUCUUGACAAGGUCAAUUUGAAAUUUCCAAAGAUGGCUUUUAAAGGAACUAAGCAUGCUACUGUAAUUCGAAAGAAAAUUGCAAACUUUCAACCGAGUGAUUGUUCAGAAAUACUAAACUAUCCAUACCCCCCUCCUAAAGAAGGUGAAUUCUCAAAAAUGAUGCCUUCAAAAAACACAAAGAUUGAAGAAAAGAAAACUAAAGAUGUUAGCAGAACUAUCCUGCCCGAUUAUACAAUUCCGAAAUAUAGUAUCAAACACCGCAACAGAAUAGAUAUGCAACAUUACACAAAUGAUCCACUUACAAAAAUGUCUAUGACCAUUCCAGACGAGCUCAUUGUAGAAAUAGAUUUACCACUUUUAAAGAACUGUAGUGAUUCCUCAAUUGAUGUUACUGAGAAAACUCUGAUUCUUCAGAGUGAAAGUCCUGCUAAAUAUAAACUUCAGUUGAAUCUACCCUAUGAAGUUGACAGCAAUAAAGGUAAUGCCAAAUUUGACACCGUUAAAAGAGUGUUGAUUGUGACUUUGCCUGUGAUAAAAACUAAAGCUAAACUCAACUCUUUGUUGGAACGUGAAGACAGUGGUGUUGAAAGUGACAUCAACAAUGGAAGGAAUAGCGGUGUAUCCAGCAGUGAUGAUGAUGCUUUGGACAAUGAUCAUUCUACUAUUAGUGGCAAACAACUGACUGAAUCUCCAAAUGAAACCAUAACUCAUGAGAAUAACAAAUCCCCACAAAGAUUUCUCAAACCAAAUAUUCACUAUAUCAUUCCAAACUUUGAAUGUCACCUUGUAAAAGACACUCUUUCAUUCAACAUUCAGAUACCAAAUGUAAACCCUGAAUCUAUUGCAUAUUGUUUCUUAAGUAAAUACCCUGGAUUUCAUUUAACAUUCAUAUCGAUUGGCAAUAGUUUUUUCCCUGUUAACUAUGCAAUGUAUGUUCGAUUGCCUACCCCAAUAGAAAGUGAAUCGUUUCACGUUGAAGUUUGGGAUAACAAUGUAAUUGCUCAAGUCAAAAUCACUGCCUCUUUUGAUGUACAAACUUUUAAAUAUUAUGUAGGCACUGAUGAAAAGGAUGCCAAGACACACUCAUUGCACGAUGAUCUAAAGCAGCACUUGGCUGCGGUCAGCGAAGAGAAAAUAUCAACUCCUGAUAUUCCAGUUGUUCAAGAAACUGAGAAGAGGAAUCUCCCAGACAUUCAGGAGGAACAGAAUGGAUAUAGGAUAGAAAGUUUGCAGAGCAAAAGUGGGAAUAAAGAAAAGAAGUUGAUAAAAGAGAUAAGAGAUUUAUCAAUAUCUGAGAGUGGAGCAUCCAGUUUUGAUGAAAGCAGUUCCUCACCAACCCACCAGAAACCCACCAAAUCUCGUACAGUUUCAGAAUCUCACAAUGGGGAACGGCGUAAAUGUCGAGGAAUCUUGAAGAUAGGCCGAAGUUUGUCAGAGUCAAGUGCAGAUGACUAUGCUUUUUGGAAUGAUGAAAAUGGAGAAAAACCCAAGAAAACUGUUCGCUUUAGUGAUGCGAUACAGACUCAAACAUUCAGAAUGAACUCCAGUAUCCUUGGACAGAGAAAAAAGAAUCAGCGAAAAACAAGAAAUAAAAAGCGAGCGAUGGAAAGAAGACUUAGCGAAAGCGGAGGAGAAUCGGAGGGAGAAAGUGAUAUGUCUGUGAUAAAUAACAUCUGGUUGAAAGAGCCAGAGUCCAGCGAUGUGUCGGAAGUGUCGGAUAUCUCAGAGUCGGCAGAAUCAGACGACGGACAAAAAGAGGAUCCGAAGCAGUUUUUGCCGUGCAGCAGCAAACGUAAUCACAAGAGAAGGGGCAAAAAGUCUGCUCGAAAGAGCGCAGCCACUGCCAAAUUUCAUUAUUCAGAAAAUUAGUUACGGAUAAUCAGUAGGGAGAUCAAUGUGGUUUUUGUAGUUUAUUUUGGUGUUCCAAUCAUUGUUCUAACUUUGGGUUUUGUAAUUUGUGUCCUAAUUUCUAUUUUGGUUUAGAUAGUGAACUGCAUCACUGCACCUUGCUUUCAACACAACCAGUACCUGUUUCAAUGUUUUUGAUAGUGAAUAGAUAUUUAUUGCAAUUUUACAAGUACAAAUUUAUAUGGAUUGAUUGUUUAUACCUAUAAAUAAAAGGUUCUAUUGAAUUGUUUUUGCAUUUCUAGUUAAUUGUUUGAAAAUAAAUUAUCAUGUAAUCAAUGUCACUGCCGUUUUAAACUUAUAACACUCCAUUAUGUAAGAUUUAUAAAUUUCAGAUAUUUUGUUUUCAAUUAACUUUUCUCAGGAGUGUGCAAUUGGUUUGAGCCAAGCCAACUUUUUCCAGAAUUCUCGAGUCCAGAUUUAAUAAGUCAAACUUUAAAGGAGUUGAUGAGUUUCAAGUAGGUCUAUUUGAUUGUUUUCCUGCUGAAUACUUCUUGGUAUUUUUUAUUACACUAAGUGUUGGUAAAAUAUUGUAUAAAUUAUUGAGGACAAGGCUCGUUUACAUAAAAGAACUACAGUGCCUCUAAUACUAACUUGGCUUUCAUAGUUUUUAUUUGGGAGAAAAAAAAAACUAGAAUUGAUAAUGGAUCGCCUAAAAUUUAGUUUUUCAACUAGCCUGAUAAGCCAAAAACUGUGUGUGCCCCAAAAAUUACAUACUUUAUAUCUGAUAACAUUGUUAAAUUGUAAAAGUAAAAAAUCUCACAUUGAAGAAAUUUUCAUAAAAUUCCUGGCAUUUAAACUGUUUUUUUGUUUUGAUUAAGUUGGUUUACUUUAGAUCAAUGAUAAAAGGAAUGUUAAUCUCAGGAUUGUUAUUGUGAGUAAUGCUGUUAAAAAAUCUCCUUCGCAAUGGAUUGUAAAAGAUAGUAAGGACGUAGUAGAGAGGGUAAUUGUUGAAAUCAUAACUAACAUGUUUUUGUGAAAAGUCACACUGUAGAUAAAAUAUAAUUUUAUAGUGACAUUAAAUAAUGUAGGAAUGCUUGUAUUGUUAUGAUGUAUAUUUUAAAUAGCACUUUAAAUGGAAAAUUAGUAACACUGAUUCACUAAGUCUAUUUUUACACUCUUUAUAUAUUUUUAGAUAUGACUUUAUUGUUAAUCCAGAUUUAUUGAAUUAUAUACCCUAAUUUAUACUUGCUAAACAAUAUGCUUUUAAACACUGCUUUAUUUCUUUUGUAAUAUUAUGCAUGACAUAGAUGAAAUCAAUACGUUUGUAGUGUUGGUGUGAAUACGCCUAGAAAUGCAUUACGGAGGUUAGUUGGAGUUGGAAUUUUGACUGUAUUUAUUGUGAUAAUUGAAAUGUUGUUAGUUAGUAACAGUAAGUUUUAAAAAUCGGGGGUUUUGUAUUUUUGUUCAAAAAUUGUUAUAUGAAUAAAAACA